AUGUCUAGAACCACACCCGAAGGUGCCAGGGACAGUUUCACCCUCAAGACGCUGACCGCGUACCACCUGCUAUCGCAGCGGGAGCAAAUGUGCGACCUGUUCUACCUGGUGUCGCCAGAGACCUCGACGCCCACGACCACCACGGCAGACGCUCGCACGAGUGCCACCCUGACGCCCCCAAGCGAGCUCGUUUCCAGAUUGAGGCAGCAACUGAGCGACAUACAGGCGUGA
This is a messenger RNA of Huiozyma naganishii CBS 8797, 231 nucleotides long. RefSeq names its product Htl1p (gene HTL1). The record is from RefSeq and is a predicted model, not a curated record. Bases 1 to 231 code for a protein of 76 amino acids. NCBI's taxonomy places the organism in Eukaryota, Fungi, Ascomycota, Saccharomycetes, Saccharomycetales, Saccharomycetaceae. The transcript has a single exon.